AUGGACUAUUUCCUGGUAGGGGGCAUGGGAGGGGCCCAGACCCUUUCACACACCAGCCAGCCACUCCAAUUGGUUCACUCCAGAUUUGAAACCAGUUCCAGUCUGAAUGUGGGACACCCAGCUGAGAAAGUGGAGCCCCCUCUGCUUCCUGCUCCAGGAUUUAAAUGUCCAGGAAGCAGUCUUGCAAGGAGAGACCAAAGAAGAGCAAGCAACUGUUUAGGAGUAGCACCAACAAGUAAAAGGAUGAUCCAGCGACACCAGCUAGUGCAGUCUGUGCUUCAGGAGUUACAGGAUGCUACUGAAUGCUUUGGGUUAGAUGGGCUAACCAGUGCAGCCUUGGAGGCUGAGAGAACCUUGUCCUCUUUCUCCUUACCUAAUUACUGCGGAAGACAGGUUGAGCAAGAGCUAGAAAUUGACCGGGUGGCAAGAAAUCUCUAUCCAGAAGAUGCCCCUGCCCGUAUGUUGCCUUUGAUUUGCAAAGGUGAAGGGAAUCACCUGUUUGAGGCUGCCAGCAUGCUUUUGUGGGGAAAUACCAGCCUAAGCUUGGAGUUACAAGUACGCACAGCAGUUGAAAUGUUACUUCACAAGCAAUACUACCUAAAAGGCAUGAUUGACUCUAAAGUGAUGCUCCAGGCUGCUCGCUAUUCGCUUUGCACCGAGGAAUCUCCUGAGAUGACUAGCUUACCCUUGGCUGUCCUGGAGGCUAUUUUCGAUGCUGACAUCAAAGCCACCUGCUUCCCUGGGACCUAUGCUAAUAUGUGGCAUGUCUAUGCUCUUGCUUCUGUGGUGAAGUGUAACAUCUAUUCCAUCUACCCAAUGAGCAAUCUAAAGAUCCGCCCAUACUUUAACCGACUGAUCCGACCCAGAACAUGUAGCAUGCAAGCCUCCACACUUCACAUCAUGUGGUCAGGGCAACAGCUCUCCAGUCAGGUUUUCAAGGCUCAGUGUUUUGUGCCUGUUGUGGGGCUGGAAGAAAUAGAAGAACUGGAACCUAACAAUCCUCCUCCUGAACCUCAAGCGCAGCCAGUGAAGACACUGGAGUUGUUAAACAAAGAUCCUCAGGUGACUUAUUCUGACCUACGUGAAAGAUACAGCAUUACCAAAAGUACUUUCUAUCGGUGGAAGCGCCAGUCCCGGGAGCACAGACAGAAAGCAGCUGCCAGGUUUGCGGCCAAACACUUCUUGCAAACUUGCUUUCAAGAGGGAAAUAUUGUCCCACUUCAGCAUUUCCGGAAAAUGUUUCCAGAAAUCUCUCGCUCCACUUACUAUGCCUGGAAACAUGAGAUGCAAAGCAUGCUGAAUGGUAAUGCUUCUUCUCCUGCUGAAGGUGUAUUGUCAAAGGCUCCCCAGGUGUACAAACCAGAGAAGAUCUGUACUGGUACAGAUGGUAGUAUUACAAAAUCUGAUGGAGGCCUGAUAUCUGUAGGCCCUCCUCUCCUGAAUCAAAAUGGCACCUCCAUGCAAGGAGCCAAGUCUUACCUGGAAAAUUCAAUUUCCACAAAUACCCUUGUACCCUAUAGGAGCUUCAAGAGGAGUUUUCCUGGCAUCUCCAGAUCUACUUAUUAUAACUGGAGGAGAAAAGCCAUGAAAGAGAACCCAAAUGUCAAGCCUUCUCAGUCUCUUUGUGUUAGUCAGAUACCUCUUAUGAAAAAGAAGCCACACCUGCCACUUCAACCAGGAAAUUCUCCUGUUGGGAAGAUGGUUAAUGGAUACCAUCCAGAGCCUGAAAUUCAAGUUCACAUCAAGCCAUCUCUGUACAGCUGGCAAAAGCAACUUCGUGACUUAGCCAAAAAACAUGUCUGCCAAUGGAAAAUGCCCUUCUGCAAGUUCCGCCUUCGCCAUCCAGGUGUCUCUUCUACAGCCUAUUGGUUCUGGAGAAAAAGAAACAGCAGCCCGACCAAAAAGCAUUCCACUUUACCAAAUGGGGCCUCCAAAAACUUUGAACAAGCUACUACUGAGACUGGUGAGAACACUCAGUUGGAAUUCCAUUCACCACAGCAAAAGGAAACUGUCCCACCGCAGCAAAAGGAAACUUCAGCUCCAGUGGAUAAGCAAAUGGCUCAACCCCACAGUGCCAUGAAACCAGGUUAUCAAAUGGCGAAGCGAGUCAGCAAUGAUGACAUGUUUGUGAUGGAUGUGAUUGCCACAGCGCAGUUCAAGGCCCAGGCCAAGCUGUUUCUCCAGCAACGCUUUGAGUCAAAAACCUUCCCAACUUACAAGGAGUUCAGAGCCCGCUUCCCCCUAACAGCACGCUCUACUUACUACAUGUGGAAACGUGCACUGCAUGAUGGAUUGACUCUUGUGGAUUCCUAG
Molecule: messenger RNA, 2313 nt
Organism: Anolis sagrei ordinatus
Lineage: Eukaryota; Metazoa; Chordata; Lepidosauria; Squamata; Anolidae
Gene: VRTN
Product: vertebrae development associated
Biological process (GO): regulation of transcription by RNA polymerase II
Cellular component (GO): chromatin
Source: RefSeq, a predicted model, not a curated record